This is a messenger RNA of Linnemannia hyalina, 2901 nucleotides long. The record is from the annotation of a GenBank genome assembly. NCBI's taxonomy places the organism in Eukaryota, Fungi, Mortierellomycota, Mortierellomycetes, Mortierellales, Mortierellaceae.
AUGCCGACUGACAAUGCCUCCCCAGCGAGCCCUGUCUUCACCGAACAGCCCUCUGCUGUCCCCGCCAUGACUUUCCGCCCUCAUCAUCUCAAGGCUCAAGAACUGAAGCACACUCAUUCCUUCUCCUCCAUGUCCUCUUAUGCCUCCUCAGCUCACACCGACAAUGAAUCCACCUCAAAUUCAUCUUCAGAAGAGGAAAGACCUACCAAGAACCAUGCAGUUUCAGCCAAAACACGGAAGGGCGAGCGCCGUCCUGGAGGAGGAUCGUCCCUGAGACCGGCAGGCAAGGCUCACGACUGGUAUUCAGGAGGACGGAUCACCUCCAACGGUCGCUGGUUCCGUGAUUCACAAAACAGGACUCUCUUGCUCCGUGGUGUCAACCUCUGCGGCAACUCCAAGCUUCCCACAACGCCCAACGGUAGCACACAUCUGAAUGAGGGCUUUUUCGACCAUCGGAACGUCUGCUUCCUCGGCCGACCCUUCCCACGAGACCAGGCUGACGAGCACUUUUCAAGACUUCAGCGGUGGGGUCUGACCUUUGUCCGCCUCCUGGUUCCCUGGGAAGCACUUGAGCACUCUGGACCUGGCAUCUACGACGACAAGUUUAUUGACUCGUUGGUCGAGUUGAUUGACCUUAUGCCAAAGUACGGCAUCAAGUGCUUUAUCGAUCCCCAUCAGGACUGCUGGUCACGAUUCUCUGGUGGAUCAGGAGCACCAGGAUGGACCUUCGAGGCCGCUGGUCUGGACCUCAGAAAGUUCAAAACGACAGGUGCCGCCUAUGUCCACAACACCAACCAAGACGCAGGAGACUCACCACCCAUGGUCUGGCCCACCAACUACACCAAACUCGCCGCCAGCACCAUGUUCACUCUCUUUUGGGCUGGUGACACCUUUGCACCCAACAAGAUGUAUCAGGGUGAACCUAUUCAGCAGUUCUUGCAGAACCGCUACUUCGCAUGCUAUAAUCACCUUGCCCAGCGAUUGAGCCAUCUGGAUGCUGUCAUCGGGUUUGAAGUCAUGAACGAACCUCAUCCUGGAUACAUUGGUUUGGAGAGCUUGACCAGAUACGAGUUCAACUCUAAUUUAGUCUUUGGUGACUCGCCCUCGGCAGUCGAAGGAUUUGCAUUGGGCGACGGCAUGGCUCUUCCGAUCGAGGUCUGGGUCAAGUCCUGGCCGUUCCCAACAAAGAAGCAAGGAACAAGGAUUAUCAACUCUGAGAAAGCUUCGGCAUGGCUGGAGGGUGAGUGUAUCUGGAAGCAACAUGGAGUUUGGAGCGUGAACCAAAAGACUGGCAAGCCUCAGGUCGAUCGACCGGACUACUUCACGACACACCCUCAGACAGGAGAACCCAUCGACUUUUCACGGUUCUAUCUGGACUUUGUCGGAAAGUACUCAAAGGCUGUUCAGAAGGCCAUUCCUUCUGCCUUUGUGUUUGUCGAACCUAUUCCCAAUGAGGCGCCACCAAUCUGGGGUCCUGGAGACCAUGAGGAGGGUAUCGUCUAUGCUCCUCACUGGUAUGACCUUCAUUCUGUCUUCAACAAGGCUUUUGACGGUCGCAUCACCCACGAUGUCCAAGGACUCAGCAAGGGCAAGAACGUGCUCGCGGCGACAUACUUUGGACUGAAAGGCGCACGGAAGAACUACAGAGGACAAAUUUCAAACCUUCUCAACGCUGGUCUGCAGAACGUCGGCAACAAACCCUGUGUCAUCGGUGAAUGCGGUAUCCCCAUGGACAUCAACCAACGGAAGGCAUUCAUGAACGGCGACUUUGGCCACCACUCGCGGUUUCUGGACGCCAUUUUGUCGUCCUUGGAAGCCAACCUUCUCAGCUUCACACUCUGGAACUACAACACGACCAACGACAACACAUAUGGAGACCACUGGAACGGCGAGGACUUUUCCAUCUUUUCUCUGGACUCGCCUCAAGGAACCCCAGAAGCAGGACGCUCUCCUGGCUCAAAUACCCAAGUGACACUUCGUCAGCAGGCACCCAACUUUGCCAAAGAGGCCAUGAAACGAUCUGCAGCCUCGAACGCCGAUGUCGUCUCAAAGUUGCAGAUCAAGCGUGCUGGACACGAGUCUGACAGUUAUAGCAGCUUUGUCGGAGAGAAGGAGGGUGCAAACAAUGAUGACGAGUGCAGGACAUCGAACGAGGAGGACACCAUUGCUGAGGAUUCGCCCUUCGACCGCUCCUACUUCCGCUUUGAGGAUGAGGAGUAUGAUGAUGGUCGGGAUCAUGUUGCCCAUGUGGGUGGACGUGCCCUAGAUGCUGUUGUGCGACCAUAUGCAGCGAAGGUGGCAGGAGAACCCAUUUCGACCGAGUUUGACCUUGCAACCCUCCAGUUCACAUUCCGCUUCUGUAACUACCUCCAAGCACCCAUCCCUUCUGUCCAAGUAUCGUCUCCAGAGAAGCAACAGCAGGGCCUCAUCACUUCUAAAGCCGCCAACAACAGCUCUGAUGGAACGUCCGAUUCAACACUCGAGUCGCAGUGGUAUGGACACCCACCCGAUGAUGAUACGACUAUGGCGUUUGAUACCGAGAUCUUUAUCCCCUCCUACCAUUACGAAGAGGCUCGUCUCGACAUCCGUGUGAGCGAUGGUGACUGGCGAUAUGUCAAGGAGCGUCAGACGCUGUAUUACCGCCACAAGGACAUGAAGCCUGGUGCAGUUCACUCGGUCCUCGUCAAACUCGUCAGCGGAUCGCCUCUCCCUCACAGCCAUAACAAUUCUUCUUCGACAUCUAUCAACAAGACUGGUGGUGUCGACUCUAAUGGACGCUCAAAACGAGCUGCCGGAUCUCCAGGACCAUCUAAAUUGAAGUCUGAUAGUGCUUAUGGCAGUAGUAGUCUGCAAGUAGGCAAAGCCGAGAGCGAUGCUGGAUGUGUCUGUAUCAUCAUGUAG